GGGAAAGCGGUGGAAAAUUCCUAUUCUCUCAGGCUGGAUUCACUUGUUUUCACCAAUGGAUGGAGUUUAUUCCCAAGCGCACACAGUGACUUCUUGAAAACUUCACAGGCUAUGCUGUGUGUUCCUCCUGGAGUUUGCAAGAGGAUGGAGCAGCGUGGAAACGCAGGGGGGGAAGCGGAGAGCCCCAGCCGCCAGGACAGCGCCAGCCCAGAGGAGAUGGGGGAGAAAGGGGAAAGUCCCACUUCCAGCGGUGGUCUUCAGUGCAAGCUGAGCCGUAUGGAGGUCAAUGGCAGCCCAACAAACCCACGAACCCGACAGAACUGCACGCCGCUGAGACCACUUGGAGGUUUGAUGAUCCCAGUCUACUGUGUGGUGGAGCAUGCAGACAUGGGAAUGGCAGGCAACUGUGAGGGGCGCAGUGACCGCCACGCCGAGUUUGUGUUGGUUCGUAAAGAUGUCCUGUUCACACAGCUGGUAGAGACGGCACUGGUUGCUCUUGGAUACUCGCAUAACUCAGCUGUGCAGGCACGAGGGAUCAUUAAAGUGGGCCGGUGGAAGCCGAUGCCCAUCCACUACCUAACAGAUGCUCCGGAGGCCACGGUAGCGGACAUGCUGCUGGAUGUUUACCACAUGGUCACACUGCGGAUCCUACUGCACAGGUCAGCUUUGUGUAUUGCAGAUUCAAUCGUCAACAGUUCCUUCUAUGCCAACGUCUCCACCUCCAAGUGCCAGGAGUUUGGACGCUGGUACAAGAGAUACAAACGCAUCAAAGUGGAGCGGGAUUUGGACCUAAGCAUCCUCAGCCAUCGUCCUCCCCCUCUCUUGCCCUCUCCCACCCAUUUGGGCACCCUGGGUGGGUCCGGAGUUCUUUCCCUCAAGAGUGGCCUCGGGGACACUCAGACCUCAACCCAGCCUCACGGCCUGCCUCACCCUAGUGGACAGAAUCACCCCAGUCCUCCACUUCGUCCACAGGCUCCACCUCUCCUGGGCCACGGCGGGCUCCUGCCUCCCCAACUCCCCCCUCAACUUGUACGUCAACAGCUCGCGAUGGCCCACCUCAUCAACCAGCAGCUGGCUGUUAGCCGCCUGCUUGCCCACCAGCACCCACAGGGAGUCAACCAGCAGUUCCUCAACCAUCCUCCUAUCUCACGGAGCUGCAAGAUCUCCGGGGCUGUUUCUGAGCCCAGCCUCAACUCCGGAGCCGAAGUCUCCUCCGACAUUUACCAGCAGGUCAGGAAUGAGCUGAAGAGGGCCAGCGUUUCCCAGGCCGUGUUUGCCCGUGUGGCCUUUAACCGCACACAGGGCUUGCUGUCAGAAAUCCUCCGUAAGGAGGAGGAUCCUCGCUCUGCCUCUCAGUCUCUGCUGGUCAACCUGAAAGCCAUGCAAAACUUCCUUAACCUGCCCGAGAGCGAGCGAGACCGGAUCUACCAGGAGGAGAGGGAGAGGAGUACCAGCACUAACCACAACCACUCCACCAACCACAUCUCCAGUGCCAACACACACAGACACGCACAGACAAAAUGCAGCAUGCCCGGCCCGGAGCUGCAGAUAAAGCUGGACUCGCUGGUAAACAUCACAUCAGGGAUCUAUGAGGAGAUCCAGCAGGAGAUGAAGAGGGCGAAGGUCUCCCAGGCUCUGUUCGCUAAGGUGGCUGCUAAUAAAAGUCAGGGUUGGCUAUGUGAGCUGCUAAGAUGGAAAGAGAGCCCAAGCCCUGAGAACCGCACAUUGUGGGAGAACCUGUGCACCAUCAGGAGGUUCCUGGCGUUGUCACAAGUCGACCGAGAUCAGGUGUAUGAAGAAGAGUCGAGACAGCAGCACAGCGACAGGCUGCACACCGUCCUGCACAUCUCAGAGCCGCAGACCCUCCACAGGCAGCCCCUGCCACCGCUAAUGGCUCCAUCCCCAAUUCAUGAUGAACCCCAGCCCAUCCCCCCGCCAGCGCUGCAAAGCUCAGAAGAUGGGCCUCAGCGCGGGGUGAGCCCCGGCCUCGGAGGUGGAGGAACAAAGAAGGCCCGGUCACGGACAAGGAUUUCUCUGGAGGCCCUGGGAAUCCUUCAGAGCUUCAUUGGCGAUGUGGGACUGUACCCGGACCAGGAAGCGAUCCACACCCUGUCAGCCCAGCUAGACCUGCCCAAACACACAAUCAUCAAGUUCUUCCAGAACCAGCGCUACAACGUUAAGCACCACAGCCAGGCCAGAGAGCCUACCGCUGGGGAGGAUGACAGGGAGAGCUCCAGUCCCAGUGAGGGAGGCGUCUGCACAAUCGAGGGCAGAGGAGGGGAAGAGGCUCUCUCCCCGUCUGAGGAGUCAAGUGAGGACGGGAGAGGAUCAGUGGAGGUGUUCAGAACAGAAGGAGGGGAUGUGGGAGGAGAAGGUGAGGUGGAAAUGGAGGUUGAGAAGGAGGAAGGGGAUGAUGCAAAAGCUUCAGGGCCAGUAGCUUCCUCUCUGUCCCCUUACAGCAGCGCGGACAGCCCCCAGUCUGGAGAGCAACAGAGAUAACAGCAGCGACCACACACAGACAACCUGUGAAUAAACACAAUUUUGUCAUCACCUUUAAUAGAGCUGAUGAUCAGAGCUCUCUAAUAUCUGAGAAACCUGGGAAAAGUAUUUAUGGAUGGUUUGACUGAAAAGUGAGUCCACCUACCUUCAGAGCCAGUGUUUUUGUUUAUAAAACAGUGUUUGGGACAACGCUCAGUGCCACUGAGAGAAAAUGCAUUUCAGUUAUGCCAUGGUUUUUGUUUUGAGGUUGGGGAAAAGGCUCCAUAGGACAACACGUCUUUGAAAAUCAGAUUUAUUUAAUUCUUUGAGUCGUUUUCAACUUUUUGACAGGAUAAAAAAGAAAACACUCAAGCCUUCUACAUCUUAGACUGCAUUUAAAACACAGCCCUCUUACUAGCUCUCCAAGUACAUUUCCAACAGUUUUAGCAAAGAAUGUGCAUCUUCUUUGUCUGCUGUCGAUAAAAUGCAAUAAAUUUUGUAUUUGCUGUACUGUUUUGAUAAAAGGUGCAUAUAUGGUUUGUAUAAAGUGAUUGAGUGCAUGUUGCCCCUCUCAACCCCAUAAAUACAUAACUGCAGGGAUAGAGGCUUACAGCAGGUCAGAGGAGCAAACUCUUACAUGCCUUCAGGUUCAGGUUACAUGCACUUACAUAGGGACCAAGGAUAAACGGCACUGAACUGCAUUCGCCUUUUAGAAAUACAAGCAUGCAGGGAAAAAAUACUAUAACCUCUUAUUUUCUGAUUUUGUUUUUUCUUCUAGAUAUAAUUUUUUUGUGUUGUCCUUAAAAUUAUUUUGGAGAUCCCUGCAUUGACUUGUCUGUAUGUGAAACUCAAAAAAAGCCAGUUCACACUUUGCUCCUUUUACUAUUUAUUACCAGCUUUGUAUUUACUUAAAUCUAAGUAUUAUUGUUGUAAUUACAUUUUCUUUUCUUUGCAAUGACUACAGAUGUCUUUGUAAAUGGGACUAAAACAUGCCAAGAGGACCUUUGGACUGUUACACUCUCAACAUUCAACUUUUUCUUUGGCUGAAAAAGAAAAUAACUGUUUUUCUGUUUUUUCUUUUUUUUGGGACAUUUAUGUACGUUAUGAUGUAAAUGUUGGUGAUCCACCUGCAAAAGUGAAUCUGCCA
Neolamprologus brichardi is the source of this 3625-nucleotide messenger RNA. Lineage: Eukaryota; Metazoa; Chordata; Actinopteri; Cichliformes; Cichlidae. The record is from RefSeq and is a predicted model, not a curated record.